GGAAAGAACAGACAGAAAAACAAAUCCAGCUCUGGAGCCUGACAGAAAAGCAACGAGUCCAGUCUGUAGGCAAGAUAUUUCUGCAGCUCAGGUACGACACCUUCUGCUUCGUGUGUUGCAUUGAACAGGUUGGGUCGGCCGCCAAGCGUGCUUUUCAGCUUUGCCAAGUGAAACACUAACACGCUGAUGCCCGUCCCUCCGUACAGCAGAGCCAGAAGCCCCAGGUGUCCCCAUAGCCUCAGCGCGGCCUGGUGGUCUCCAGAGAGGAUAGCCAUAGCCCCUUCUUCCUCUGGAUUUUUUUUCUAGAAAGUGGAUUAAGAUCUCCCGCUAUGCGCCUCGGCAGGGCAAAAAUACGCACGUGAGACUGGCAGCUUCUGGACUUCAUCUCGGCCAGACGGCCCUGAAGGCAGAUUAUCUCCCCUCCCUGGCUGUCCAAUACGGGCUUGUUUUCUCUUUGCCGAUGACCGAACAGCUGUGGUUCCCUGCUGAAGGCGGGGCCUGCUGGCCCCCAGGGUGGAGCUACGGCUUUAGCAUCCAUGCAGAGAUGCGCAAGGGGACCAGAUCCCUCAGUGAGCGAAGAGCUGGCCAUCAGACAGCCAAGGCUGCUCCUCUGCUGAAGUCCUUCGAGGAAAGAGUGGGGUCUGCAGCUGGGGCCUGCCAGGAAUAAAUUGCUAUUCAGUUUAAUCGGGACUCGGCGGGAGACGAAUCACAUUAGGAGGUCCGGGCGGAGGCGGGCGCAGGCCCAGGCGGCGACACUGACUCGGCGAACCGCACAGAAGGGGUGCCACAGCGUGCCAGCCGGACGCCGCGAUGCAGAGCUGCGGCUGAUUUCCCGGACGGGCUAGAGGGAAUUUCUGGACGCCGGCGGCUUUGGUCAUGGCCAGAGCCUCCGUCGCCGGGGGAGGGCUUGACCUCGGCCGACUCCAGCGCGAUGACCGUAGGAGGAGCUGAGAGCAGCCCCGCGCCACCUGCCCAGUGAUGGACGCCAUGCACCUGGCAUUCAGACUGCUCUUUCUCUCCUGGCUCUGGCCAGGCGCCCUGCUGAGCGGAAGCCACUUCCAGGGCAAAAAGAAAAACAAGGAUGUGGUCCUGGGAGAGCACCGCAAGCAUGGCAGUCGGAUAGACUUCAAGCUGAAGAAGUCCGACAGCACCAAGUCGACACUGAUCAAAUCCGAGCAGCUCCUGCGCAUCGAGGACCAUGACUUCGCCAUGCGGCCAGGAUUCGGGGGCACGGCUAUCCCGGUGGGCAUCGACGUUCAAGUAGAGAGCAUUGACAGCAUCUCCGAAGUCAACAUGGAUUUUACCAUGACCCUCUACCUGCGUCACUACUGGAAGGAUGAGCGCCUGGCCUUCCCCUCCAGCAACAACAAGAGCCGCACCUUCGACAGCAGGCUGGUUAAGAAGAUCUGGGUCCCAGACGUAUUCUUUGUCCACUCCAAGAGAUCCUUCAUUCAUGACACCACCAUGGAAAACAUUAUGCUAAGGGUUUACCCUGAUGGCAACAUCCUUUACAGCGUCAGGAUCACAGUCACUGCAUUGUGCUCCAUGGAUUUCAGCAGAUUCCCUCUCGACACACAGAACUGCUCUCUGGAGCUGGAGAGCUAUGCUUAUAAUGAAAAUGACUUAAUGCUCUACUGGAAAAAUGGGAACGAUUCAUUAAGGACUGAUGAGAUUUUGCUGUCUCAGUUCUUUAUUGAAGAAUUUAAUCCUUCCAACGGGCUCGCUUUCUACAGCAGUACUGGAUGGUAUAACCGCCUCUAUAUAAACUUUAUACUUAGGAGGCAUAUAUUCUUCUUUAUGCUGCAGACCUAUUUCCCAACCAUGUUAAUGGUGAUGUUGUCCUGGGUUUCAUUUUGGAUUGACCGAAGAGCAGUUCCGGCCAGGGUCUCUCUAGGAAUCACCACUGUCCUGACCAUGUCCACCAUCAUCACAGGUGUGUCGGCCUCCAUGCCCCAGGUCUCCUAUGUCAAGGCCGUGGAUAUCUACCUGUGGGCCAGCUUCCUGUUCGUCUUCCUCUCCGUCAUCGAGUACGCUGCCGUCAACUACCUGACCACCAUUGAGGAGAUGAAGAAGAUGGAGAAGGGAAAGCUUCCGGUCACGUUCAACACCACGCAGGCCAUGGCUUUCGAUGGCUGUUUCCACGACAACGAGAUCGAGCUGACGCCUUUCCCGGAGAUCCCCGUGAACCCGGAACAGCCCCCGGCGCGGAAUUCCGCGGACGCCCAGCCUGUGGAGGGCCACCGGCUGCGCAGGAAGCGCUCCAUCAAGAGCAACGUCAACUACAUCAUGAACAACAGCCACGUCAUCGACUCCUACUCCCGCCUCCUCUUCCCUGCCGCCUACCUCCUGUUCAACAUCAUCUACUGGGGUCUGUACUCCUAGAGGGGCAUUCCCCUUUCCCAUAUUCCUGGCAACCGGACUGCGAAACUGUCUGUCCGGUUGCAGAGGCCAUAGCAACCGGGAAUCCAGGUUGGAAUUAAAAGCGUAAGGUGGGAUCUCAUCGCAAAACUGUGUGGAAUAUACACAGAAGAACCAUCAAGCUCCUAAUGAUUAAUCAGCCUGAAUAAAUAACAUCUGUCGGAUUAAAUAACAUUUAUUGGUACAGUCAUUCUGUAAAAAUAGUCAGUUACAAGCAAAACUCUGAAUGUCGACUACUGCAGUGCAACAUGCUAGUUGACAAAAUGUAGAAGAUACCUGUACAGGUUCCAGUAGAAUAAAUAAGGUUUCAAUAAUCCUUCAAAGGACAACAAACACAAAAUAGAAAA
This is a messenger RNA of Lepisosteus oculatus (spotted gar), 2765 nucleotides long. RefSeq names its product gamma-aminobutyric acid receptor subunit rho-3. Gene Ontology annotation, cellular component: GABA-A receptor complex; plasma membrane; neuron projection. Gene Ontology annotation, biological process: chloride transmembrane transport; nervous system process; chemical synaptic transmission. Gene Ontology annotation, molecular function: GABA-A receptor activity; extracellular ligand-gated monoatomic ion channel activity; neurotransmitter receptor activity. The record is from RefSeq and is a predicted model, not a curated record. Lineage: Eukaryota; Metazoa; Chordata; Actinopteri; Semionotiformes; Lepisosteidae.